Molecule: messenger RNA, 2094 nt
Organism: Triticum urartu
Lineage: Eukaryota; Viridiplantae; Streptophyta; Magnoliopsida; Poales; Poaceae
Source: RefSeq, a predicted model, not a curated record
GUCCCUUCGUACAUCUCAAGAUCAGUUGCUGGCAGCUAUGAUAAUGAAGCUGUAGCAAUAUUUGCCUUGGUAUUCACAUUUUAUCUGUAUGUAAAGACACUGAACACAGGAUCACUCUUUUAUGCAACGCUCAAUGCUCUCUCAUAUUUCUAUAUGGUCUGUUCUUGGGGAGGCUACACAUUCAUCAUAAACCUUAUUCCGAUGCAUGUGCUGUUGUGCAUUGUAACCGGUCGUUAUUCUUCACGACUGUACAUUGCAUAUGCUCCCCUUGUUAUAUUGGGAACACUUCUGGCAGCUUUGGUACCUGUCGUUGGUUUUAAUGCUGUAUUGACAUCUGAGCACUUUGCAUCAUUUCUGGUGUUCAUAAUCCUUCAUGUGGUUGCUUUUGUGUAUUACAUCAAAGGACUUUUGACUCCCAGGCUGUUCAAAAUGGCUAUGACUCUUGUUAUAACUGUUGGCCUGGCUGUUUGUUUUGCAGUGGUAGCUAUACUCGUAGCGUUGGUGGCAUCUAGCCCAACAAAAGGCUGGAGUGGGCGCAGUUUGAGUCUACUGGACCCAACCUAUGCAAGCAAGUAUAUUCCCAUCAUUGCCAGUGUCAGUGAACAUCAACCCCCCACCUGGCCCUCUUAUUUUAUGGAUAUCAAUGUUUUGGCCUUCUUGGUUCCUGCUGGAAUAAUUUCAUGCUUCUUGCCUUUGUCUGAUGCAAGUUCAUUCAUGGUCUUGUACUUGGUAACUGCGGUAUAUUUUUCUGGAGUGAUGGUUCGGCUUAUGCUUGUCCUUGCUCCUGCUGCGUGCAUUCUAUCCGGGAUUGCUCUUUCUUCAGCCUUUGAUGUCCUCACACGAUCUAUGAAAUUUCAGCUAUCAAAACUAUUUGAUGACGGCCCUGCUAUUGGUAAUGGUAGCCCAAAUGGUCCUAGUGCUAGCAUGGUCAAUACAAGUUCAUCCAAAAAUGAGAAGACUGAAAAAUCUGAAGCAGCUCCAAAGGAAAAACCAUCAAAGAAGAACCGGAAGAAGGACAGAGAAGUGACAGAAAGUGCUUCUGUGAAGCCUAAAAAGGAAAAGAGACUUUCGGUACUGCCUUUGGAAGCAUCUAUUGUGGGCACUCUUUUACUGAUCGCGUUAGGUGGUUUCUAUGUGGUCCAUUGUGUGUGGGCUGCAGCUGAAGCUUACUCUGCACCUUCAAUUGUGUUGACAUCUCGUUCACGCGAAGGAUUGCAUGUUUUUGAUGAUUUCCGUGAAGCUUAUGCAUGGCUUAGCCAUAACACAGAUGUGGAUGACAAGGUUGCAUCCUGGUGGGACUAUGGUUAUCAAACAACUGCUAUGGCUAACAGGACUGUGAUUGUAGACAACAAUACCUGGAACAACACUCACAUAGCAACAGUUGGUACAGCAAUGUCAUCCCCAGAAAAGGCAGCAUGGGAGAUCUUUGAUUCUUUAGAUGUUAAAUAUGUGCUUGUUGUGUUUGGAGGUCUGGUUGGCUACCCUAGUGAUGAUAUUAACAAGUUCCUUUGGAUGGUUCGCAUAGGAGGUGGUGAAUUCCCUCACAUCAAGGAGCCAGAUUAUCUUAGAGAUGGCCAGUACCGUGUUGAUGCUCAAGCAACUCCAACUAUGUUGAAUUGCCUCAUGUACAAGCUUUGCUAUUACAGGUUUGUUGAAACUGAUGGCAAAGGCUUUGACAGAGUAAGAGGAUAUGAAAUAGGAAAGAAGCAUUUCAAGCUAACACAUUUUGAGGAGGUUUUCACAACCCACCACUGGAUGGUGCGCAUUUAUAAACUGAAACCUCAAAAGAACAGGAUUAGGGGCAAGUUGAAGAAGUCGAAAUCCAGUUCCAAAACUAGUUCAACGCUUGCAGCGGGGCGAAAGAAGAACCCAUGGCAAUGAAGAGAAACCGUGUUCCAUUUACUUGAGGCUUGAUAUUGUAGCUCAACUGCACCAAGUUCAAAAGAACUAGAAUACUACAGAACUAGAUUAGAGAUAUCUGCAUUGUUGUGCUCGUAUUUGACCCCCUAAUGUGUUCUUUCUGGAACCAGCCAAAGUUCUGAUAGAAUUUUUGAUAGACGAGUUAUGUUUUUCUCCCCCUUUGUUGGGACGCUA